Molecule: messenger RNA, 615 nt
Organism: Epithele typhae
Lineage: Eukaryota; Fungi; Basidiomycota; Agaricomycetes; Polyporales; Epitheliaceae
Exons: 1
Coding region: 1-615 (204 amino acids)
Source: RefSeq, a predicted model, not a curated record
AUGUAUGGAGGAUCUGGUCCGCGAUGGGCAUCGGGUGCGUUCUCUGCUCUGUCUCCCAUAUCCUCGUCCUCGCCAUCCCUCCUCUCCAUCACGCGUGAUCUGCAGGAUGCUCUACAUGUGGGACUGGCCGCUCGUCAACCCUCCCUAGAGCACCAUACCGAGGUCCACGAUCUCCCUCAAGGACUUGGCCCUCGCUUGGCUCCCCACCCAUCUCUUCGCGAUCUGUGGCCCCGCGUCGGUCUCGUUCCUCAAGAUGUCUCUCAGGUGCCACCCUACCCGCACCGCGACCCGAUCGAGGCGCUCAAGGCGUACUUCUACACCCGGCGCACGUUCCCCUUCCUCGACCGCAUGCUCGGCGUCCUCAGCGUCCUCGGGCCCUACGGGCGCGCGCGCGAGGACAUGGGGCGCCUCCAGGGCUGGCAGCGGAACGCGCAGGCGAUCUGUGCGGUGUUCAACUUGCUCAACGACGCCAAGCUCCUCGACAACGUUCCCCGCUUUGUCGGCCGCAUCGACACGCUCCUCAUGCUCGUCCGCACUGUCCAGGGCGAGGCGCAGAACAUCGGCGUGCUCGGCGUCAUCGACGCGCGCGCGUGGGCCACCGUCGCCGCCGCCUGA